Messenger RNA from Folsomia candida, 2392 nucleotides. RefSeq names its product protein arginine N-methyltransferase 5 (gene csul). The record is from RefSeq and is a predicted model, not a curated record. The coding region runs from base 192 to 2108 and encodes 638 amino acids. Gene Ontology annotation, biological process: peptidyl-arginine N-methylation; regulation of DNA-templated transcription. Gene Ontology annotation, cellular component: cytosol; nucleus. The transcript has 10 exons. Lineage: Eukaryota; Metazoa; Arthropoda; Collembola; Entomobryomorpha; Isotomidae.
UCAGCAUUUUCCUCGUGCAACAAUUAUUUCAAUCAAGCACUGGCACUAGUGGCUGGGUUGUGGUAAUAGCUUUACGACAGAUCUCAUCUCACAAAAUAAACUGAAACAAUUAAGCUAUCUGCACUUUGAAAUUUUAUUGGAAUUGCAACUGUUUUAAGAUAUAUUCCAAGUAAUUGUUGCAACAAAUAAAAAUGUCGACAACAAACAGCAGACGAAGGGCAAUUGGUCUGCUACUUCGAAAAUCUGAUGGUGUUACCGAUGCGUUAACGUCAGCGAGGAGUCAAGGAUUUAGUUUUAUCUGCAUCGGACCAAUUUUGAAUGAAGCUUAUGUGCAAAGUGCUAUUGAGGGUCAUGGCGAAUCGCCAAAGGAACCAUUUUCAUGGUUUGAUCUGGCUAUGUCAAGCAAUGAAUGGUGUUCUUCAAUUGUCGGGAUUUUGACUGAUGUCAACCAUUAUCUUGAAGGAGAGGAUGAAGUGCUUGCUCACCGAGCCAGACAACUUUUACAUCGCGAAAUUGAAUUUACACAUCAUGUAUCGCUGCCAUGUGUGGUUGUAGAAUUGAAAAUGAACACGAAUUACAUUAAUUUGGCAAAAAUCGUGCAUGCGUUUGCUUCGGCUGGUACAUUGUCUCAACAUUUUUGGGUGAAAAUACCCUUAGAGUUCGCGGAUGAAGAUGAAAGCUGGAUCAAUGAGGGUGACGAUGCUUCUGUCCCUGAAGAAAGUUCUUGGAUGGUGUGGAACAGAUUUCGAAGUCUAUGUAAUCAUGAACCUAAAAUAUUCCCAACGCUUGCGUUAUCAGUGAAUUUGCCUAAUGAAACAAUAAUUCGACGUUGGAUGGGAGAACAGGUCAAAUGUAUCUACAUUUCCCCUCAAUGCUUCAUUUCUAACUCAAAAGGGUAUCCUGUAAUGAAUAAGAGACACCAACUUGUUGUGAAGCAGUUUAUGGAACUGGGAGCACAAGCUAUCUUUGAUCCGAAGGGUCUUGAUUCGUCAGCCAAUCUUACACCAUAUCAUCAGUAUAUUGACUUUAUUCAAUGUUCACCGUUUGAUCCCGACAUAUUUGGAAGAGACGAGUAUAGCGGCAUUCAAUAUACUUCAGGAUAUGAAGAUUAUUUGCAGUGUCCUUUGCAACCACUCCAAGAUAAUCUUGAAUCUCACACAUAUGAAGUGUUUGAAAAGGAUCCAGUAAAGUAUGAACUGUAUACUGAUGCAGUUCAUGCGGCCUUGCUGGAUAUGGUACCAGACGAAGAAAAAGAGUCCAGAAUAAUAACAUUGAUGGUGGUCGGAGCUGGUCGAGGUCCGCUGGUCCGAAGUUCAUUCAGGGCGGCAAAACGAGCCGACCGAAGGAUAAAAGUAUAUGCAAUUGAGAAAAACACUAAUGCAGCGAAUACAUUGCUUCAUCUAAAUGAGCGAGAAUGGUGCGGAGAAGUAACCGUAGUUAAUGUGGAUAUGAGAGAUUGGAAAGCACCCGAGAAGGCAGACAUAAUCGUUUCUGAACUGCUGGGAUCAUUUGGAGAUAACGAACUAUCGCCCGAGUGCUUGGAUGGUGCUCAGAAAUUCCUAAAAGCUGGAGGAGUGAUGAUUCCACAGUCAUACGAUAGCUACAUUGCUCCAGUAAUGUCCUCAAAGUUAUACACCGAAGUCCGAAAAAUGAGAGAUCUUUUCAAGAAUAUGUACAGCAACUUUGAAACGCCAUACGUAGUGCAUAUGAAAACGCGGUACACUAUCGAUACACCCAAGUUGGUUUUUUCAUUCGUUCACCCCAAAGAAGACAUAAACGAAACAAAUGAACGUUACACGGUGCUGAAUUUCCGCUCUCAAGAAGAAUGUAUCGUACAUGGAUUCGGUGGUUAUUUUGAAUGCAAACUUUACGGGGAUAUAAUUAUGAGCAUUCUGCCAUCUUCAUUUUCUAAAGGGAUGUUUAGCUGGUUUCCCAUUUUCUUUCCACUGAGGGAUCCUAUUGAUAUUGGUAAAGGACAAAAUAUUAAAGCUCAUUUCUGGAGAUGUGCAAGUAAAAGUUCAGUUUGGUACGAGUGGACUAUUUCUUCCCCUCGUUCAGUUGCAAUCCAUAAUCCUAAUGGCAGGUCAUACACAAUAUCAAAAGUAUAAUACACAUUGGAAAUGAGAAUUUUCGAAACAUUCUUCCGUAACUAUAAUUUUACUUUACAAUUUUUUACAAAUUGAGUAUACAAAGUUAAUUGUGAGAAGAUCAGCUUUACUUCAUACCGAUUAUAGUCCUGUUUUAAUUGGAAUUAAGCAUAUACACGUUUUAGACUGCCUGUGAUCUUGUCGUAAUUUGUUAAUGAACUACAGAGCAUGAAUAAUGUAUUAAUGUGAAAUGAUAUGCUUUCUUAAAGUCUUAUAAUAAAUAGACUGCCGAUUUUGCAAAAAAA